AUGGGCUUGGCCGGACCCAAAAACAAAACCAAGAUCUCCCAUGAUCCCAACAACACGAAAUGGGCCCGAUCGACGUCCGGCUUCGGCCACAAAAUCAUGAGCGCUCAGGGCUGGACCCCUGGUGAUCGCUUGGGCGCCAAGGACGCAGCGCAUGCGGCACACCUGACUGCGGCCAGUUUGAACCACAUCAAAGUCACGCUCAAGGAUGACACACUUGGCCUGGGUGCUCGCUUGAGCCGCGAAGGUCAGCCCACCGGCCUGGAUGCGUUCAAAGGACUACUGGGUCGGCUGAAUGGCAAGAGUGAGGAGGAAUUGGGUCGUGAACAACGGAAAAGAGACGACGUACACCUCGCUCGUUACGUGGCGCUCAAGUUCCCCGAGGUCCGCUUUGUGCGCGGUGGUCUGUUGACCCAGGAAAAGCUUCAACGACUACCAGAACCGGCUACUCAGAAAGAAUCAAAGGAUGCGACCAGUGAAAGUGAUUCUGCCGACAACACCGAAUCGGCUCCCGAGGAAUCUUCCCAAUCCAAGUCCAAGUCCAAGUCCAAGUCGAAGGAGAAAUCCAAGGACAAGUCAUCGAAAAAGUCCUCCAAGAAGUCUCGCUCUCAAUCCGACGAGACCGACAACUCAUCAUCCGAUAAGAAGAAGAAAAAGAAGUCCAAGAAGAGAAAGGCAGAGGAAGACGAUGACGACACUGAAACAAAGUCCAAGCGCCGGGCAUCUUCUCCUGACGAGAAGUCGGCGACCGUGGAGGGAACUGCAGUGUCCACAGUGUCAGUGAUCCCCUUGGGCGAGCGCCGGCCAAUGGGUAGACAAGUAUUCCGCGGGCGGCAUAUUGCACAGAAGAAGCGCGCUCUCAUGGAUGACAAGUCGCUCAACGAGAUCUUCAUGAUCAAAGCAUAG
Messenger RNA from Penicillium diatomitis, 903 nucleotides. RefSeq names its product telomerase inhibitor/ribosome biogenesis protein PXR1 (gene pxr1). The transcript is spliced from 3 exons. Gene Ontology annotation, molecular function: nucleic acid binding. NCBI's taxonomy places the organism in Eukaryota, Fungi, Ascomycota, Eurotiomycetes, Eurotiales, Aspergillaceae. The record is from RefSeq and is a predicted model, not a curated record. Bases 1 to 903 code for a protein of 300 amino acids.